AUGACUACCGACAAAGUCACCUUGGGAGACGCUUUGUCGAACGUUGAUGUUUUGGAUGAAUUCACGCUACCGGAUGAGCAGCCUUGUAUAGAAGCUCAACCAUGUUCUGUGGUAUAUCAAGCAAACUUUGACACCAACUUUGAGGAUAGAAAUGGUUUUGUAACAGGUAUCGCCAAAUACAUAGAAGAGGCAACUGUGCACGCAAGCCUGAACGAGUUAUUGGAAGAAGGUUUAGAACAUGCUGUUAUGCUGUAUACAUGGAGAUGUUGUUCACGUGCAAUUCCACAACCAAAAUCUAAUGAACAACCAAAUAGAGUAGAAAUCUAUGAAAAAACAGUAGAAGUGUUAGCUCCUGAAGUAAAUAAGUUAUUAAAUUUUAUGUAUUUUCAAAGAAAAGCAAUUGAGAGAUUCUCAGGAGAAGUGAAACGGUUAUGUCAUCAUGAAAAAAGAAAAGAUUUUGUAUCUGAAGCUUAUUUAUUGACUUUGGGAAAAUUCAUCAAUAUGUUUGCAGUAUUGGAUGAAUUGAAAAACAUGAAGUCUAGUGUAAAAAAUGAUUACUCGACAUACAGAAGAGCCGCGCAAUUUUUGAAGGUAAUGUCAGACUCCCAGACACUACAGGAAUCCCAAAAUUUGUCGAUGUUUCUAGCAACGCAAAACAAAAUUCGCGACACGGUAAAAGAGAAUCUAGAGAAGAUUGCAGGAUAUGAAGAACUGCUCGCGGACGUCGUCAAUAUUUGUGUUCAUAUGUUUGAAGCCAAGAUGUAUCUCACACCUAACGAGAAGCAUAUGUUAGUGAAGGUGAUGGGCUUUGGUUUAUUCUUAAUGGACAGCGAGUUGUGUAAUAUCAAUAAACUCGACCAGAAGAAAAAGUUAAAAUUGGACAGAAUCGAUAGGAUCUUUAAGAAUUUGGAAGUAGUGCCAUUGUUUGGAGACAUGCAGAUCGCUCCAUUCAACUAUAUCAAACGUUCCAAACACUUCGACGCAUCGAGGUGGCCGUUAUCUUCUUCGUCCAACAACAUAAGCCCGCAAGCCGAUCUUAUGGUGCAUCUUCCUCAAAUUAGAGAGGAUCACGUGAAAUACAUCAGCGAAUUGGCAAGAUACAGCAAUGAAGUCACCACUACGUACAAGGAAUGUCGAAGCGACACGGAAAAUCGCGACACGGCGGAGUUGGCAUUACGUGGAUUACAGUUGCUCUCGCAGUGGACAAGCGUCGUGACGGAGUUAUACAGUUGGAAGCUUUUACAUCCCACUGACCAUCACAUGAACAAGGAAUGCCCGCAAGAGGCCGAAGAGUACGAGAGAGCCACACGUUACAACUAUUCUGAUGAAGAGAAAUUCGCCCUUAUAGAAGUUAUAGCGAUGAUCAAGGGAUUGCAAGUACUGAUGGCGCGUAUGGAGACUGUUUUUAUCGAUGCGAUACGUAGAAAUAUAUACGCUGAGUUGCAAGAUUUCGUACAACUCGCAUUGCGGGAGCCUCUGAGGAAGGCAAUUAAAAAUAAGAAGGAUCUGAUUAGAAGCAUAAUCGUUUCUGUGAGAGAAACUUGCGCCGAUUGGCACUUUGGAGUGGAGCCGCUUGGAGAUCCUGCUUUAAAAGGCAAAAAAGAUCCGGAUAACGGUUUCGGCAUUAAGGUUCCACGUAGAAAUGUCGGUCCGUCUUCCACGCAACUAUAUAUGGUACGAACUAUGUUGGAAUCGCUGAUCGCCGAUAAAAGCGGUGGGAAACGUACCUUAAGGAAGGAUAUUGAUGGUCAAUAUCUCGUUCAAAUCGAUCAAUUCCAUAAAACUAGUUUCUACUGGAGUUAUCUUCUGAAUUUUAGUGAGUCUCUACAGAAUUGUUGUGACUUGUCGCAAUUAUGGUAUAGAGAAUUUUAUUUAGAAAUGACUAUGGGUAGGAAAAUACAGAAAUGCCAAGUACGUCACCAGCAUAACGAAGAAUGCAGCGACCUUAUCACCAUGGAGAAACGCAUUCAGUUUCCGAUCGAAAUGUCGAUGCCGUGGAUAUUGACCGACCAUAUAUUGAGAAGUAAAGAACCAUCGAUGAUGGAAUAUGUAUUAUAUCCCCUGGAUUUGUACAACGAUAGCGCGCUUUACGCGCUCACAAUAUUCCGCAAGCAAUUUCUGUAUGACGAGGUGGAAGCCGAAGUAAAUUUGUGCUUCGAUCAGUUCGUAUACAAACUCAGCGAGCAGAUUUUUGCGCAUUACAAACAAUUGGCGGCCAGUAUCUUGUUAGACAAACGCUUCAGGGUGGAGUGUGUGGCCCUCGGAGCGUAUCUACUGCCGUAUCCGCGUGCCAACAGAUACGAGACGUUGUUGAAGCAAAGGCAUGUCCAGCUGUUGGGAAGAAGCAUCGAUCUGAACAAACUCAUAACUCAACGUAUCAACGCGGAUAUGCAAAAGUCGCUGGAUCUGGCAAUCAGUAAAUUCGAAUCCGGUGAUAUAACUGGAGUUAUAGAACUAGACGGAUUGCUACAAGUGAAUCGCCUCACUCACAAGCUUCUGAGCAAGUGGCUGGCAUUGGACGAGUACGAUGCCAUGUUCAGGGAAGCAAACCACAACGUUCUAGCGCCAUAUGGAAGGAUUACUCUUCACGUAUUCUGGGAAUUAAACUAUGACUUCUUGCCGAAUUAUUGUUACAAUGCUGCCACAAACAGAUUUGUCAAAUGCCGUGGCAUACAGUUCGUGCAACCCGUUCACAGAGACAAACCUCCGCAGAUGUCACAUCACUAUCUUUGGGGUAGCAAGCAAUUGAAUCUGGCUUAUAGCACUCAAUACGGCCAGUACUCGGGUUUCGUUGGUCCGUAUCACUUCCGCACUAUAUGCAAACUCCUCGGAUAUCAAGGGAUAGCUGUCGUCAUGGAAGAACUCUUAAAGAUCGUUAAGACGCUGAUUCAAGGCAGUCUACAUCAAUUCACUAAAACUCUGAUGGAGGCUAUGCCGAAAGUCUGCAAGCUCCCGCGAUACGAUUACGGAUCUCCCGGGGUCCUGGGCUAUUACCACGCUCAAUUGAACGACAUUGUGCAAUAUCCCGACGCUAAAACCGAGUUGUUUCACAAUUUUCGGGAAUUCGGCAAUACGAUCCUGUUUUGUCUUUUGAUGGAGCAGGCUCUGUCGCAAGAAGAAGUGUGCGACUUAUUGCACGCCGCACCUUUCCAAAACAUUCUGCCUAGACCGUACUGUAAAGAGGGAGAGAAACCUGAGACCAAGCAAAAACGACUGGAAGCAAAAUACGCGGCUCUGCAAAUCGUACCGAACGUGGAGAAGUUGGGCACUGCUAAGCAAGCGAUGAUCGCUAGAGAGGGAGAUUUGUUAACGCGCGAACGCUUGUGCUGCGGUCUAUCGAUAUUCGAAGUUGUACUCAGCAGAUUACGGAGCUUUCUGGAUGAUCCUAUCUGGGUCGGUCCGCCACCGGCGAACGGUGUAAUGAAUGUAGAUGAAUGCACGGAGUUUCACAGGCUCUGGAGCGCACUUCAAUUUGUAUACUGCAUUCCUGUUGGCGAAACCGAAUUUACUGUCGAAGAGUUAUUUGGUGAGGGUUUACAUUGGGCCGGGUGCGCUAUGAUCGUUCUUCUGGGCCAACAACGUCGAUUCGAAGCGCUCGAUUUCUGUUACCACAUUCUCAGAGUGCAACGUGUAGAUGGUAAAGACGAGAAUGUGAAAGGAAUACACUUGAAGCGGAUGGUGGAUCGAAUAAGACGAUUUCAAGUUCUAAAUUCACAAAUAUUCGCAGUCUUGAACAAAUAUUUGAAAAGUGGCGACAGCGACGCGGCUAGUGUGGAACAUGUACGAUGCUUCCAGCCACCGAUACAUCCCUCGUUGGCACAUGCACAGCAGCAGCAACAUUACCACGCGCCGGAAUAUUUACGUCAAAUCAAUCAUCAAUGAGCAGAGUUACCGUAAAAAAAAGACUGAAUCCAUGCGAUUCAAAAGGGAGGGCCGUUCAUAUGAGCAAAAUCAGUCCUUGUUUUUACGAGGAGAUAUUUCUAGCUAAAGACUUUAUAUUUUAUAUCGUCUUUUACGUCGCGAGGUAUCGUUUAUACAAUCUAUUCAUUAAUUCAGUCGUCACAAAUUAACAAACCGCGACAUCUUUUUUACGACAAACGCGAAUUUAUAGGAAUAUGAAAGAGGAAUGAUGGAUUUGCGAGCGAUCCGUUUAUUACGUGAAAACGCACUGUUACGGCUUCAGUCGAUCUGCACUUCAUUGGUGAAUUUUACGGCGUGCAUUUGGAUAGAUAGAUUAUGUAUAACAGUAUUGCUUUACUUGGAUAAAAAACGAUUGACGACUUAUAGAUAACAGAACUGAUAAUAUACGACUAUACUUUGUAUGCAGAUAUAGCAACCUAUCAAUGUAGCAGUUAUUACGAAUCUAUUUUGUAAGAUAUUCCAUGUUUAAUUUAAAAGGUAUCGCGAGUAUUCAUAUCACACAAAUUUGUGUAGUAUCGCUCAUGUAUUGGUAAUGAUUGUAUAAAAAUGUACGUGUUUUAUAACACCUA
Molecule: messenger RNA, 4490 nt
Organism: Odontomachus brunneus
Lineage: Eukaryota; Metazoa; Arthropoda; Insecta; Hymenoptera; Formicidae
Gene: Sra-1
Product: cytoplasmic FMR1-interacting protein
Exons: 18
Coding region: 1-3882 (1293 amino acids)
Biological process (GO): regulation of translation; axon guidance; regulation of actin filament polymerization
Cellular component (GO): synapse; SCAR complex; neuron projection
Molecular function (GO): RNA 7-methylguanosine cap binding; small GTPase binding
Source: RefSeq, a predicted model, not a curated record